Closterium sp. NIES-67 is the source of this 932-nucleotide messenger RNA. The record is from the annotation of a GenBank genome assembly. NCBI's taxonomy places the organism in Eukaryota, Viridiplantae, Streptophyta, Zygnematophyceae, Desmidiales, Closteriaceae.
CCAGCACCACAGUCAGCACUCUUGAUCAGAACAGGCUCGUUGAAACGACUGGAACACACACAGCUGGAGCUACGGCAUCGGAGCGAACUCACCAGCAUACUCGAUUCUCACAACAGUUUCGCAACCCGGGCUAGUUUUUCGGCAAAGGAUCGUCUGAGAACGUCUACAGGGUCGAAGUAGUGUGCAUUCAUCAUGUCUCUCAUCCGACGCCUUUUAGCGCUCUGUGUGAUCCUCGCGGUCGUCGGGUCGGCCAGCGGGCAAUGCGCGCGCACGUUUCAGCAAUGCGACUUCUUCUUCCUGUAUAACCGGGCGCGUCCACCGAUUUUCCAGCUCUCGCCGCUGCAGGUCAACCGGCUCCUCAGCACCCCCGUGUACCACAGGACUGGGCUGAAAGUGCUAUCUGCGAACAGCAACGGCAACAUGAGUUGCAAUGGCCCCCAGUGCAGCCCGAUCUUCUACUUCACGAGCGCCACAGUGAGCUCCGCUGGCGGGGGCCGAUAUCCCAUGGCGGCCAACUGCCUGGCGCAGCACCCCAUCCCCACAUACGUCUACAAGGAGUACCGCAAUAAGUGCAUUCUUCUUUACAUGGAUAACCUCGUCCUACCCCGCAUUGGCUGGUUGAACCCUAACGACAACAAGCAAGAGAAAUUUCCAGAGAGUCGACGCUGUGUUGUUUUCUACACCAAAAUAUGACACCAGACCUCCAAUUAGGACCAAUAAAUUGCCCAUAAUUGAAUGUUUCAAAGGGCAAUAAUGGCAUGUUGCCAUCUAGAUUUUUUAUUGAGAUUACCUGUAUGUUUAGAGCUCAUUCAAUAAGCAGAUUAAAUGAUUAAAUAACGGAGGUGGGCAUGAGCUAGCAUUGUAGGAUAAACAUACUAGGAUGAACACUUUUGUUCACAAAGGUCAGCACCCACCUUCGUAGCAUUGUAGGA